AUGCUGCAAGCCAACCUUCCAGUGGGCCCAGGGCCCUCCAGCAUCUUUGAGCCUGCAGUGGCACCAUUUCCACCUCCCGAACAAUCAGCCACCGACCUCUCCCAGCGCUUUUAUCGAACAGUCAACGGCGUGGAGGAGCCUCACUCGCCUAUCCCAGACUCGCCCGCGCCCCGAGAAACGCCCGGAACCACCGCCAAACGAACAGCACGGCAGGAGCAGGCGCUCCAAGAGACUCGACUCGGGGCCCUCGACACCCUUCAUCUCUGCCGCAACGUCAUCACGACCCUCGAGCUCACCCGACUGCGCAAGUCCCGCAUCGGCCUUUACAACUGGCUCGGGUUCUGGGACCGGCUGUACGAGCGACCCUUCGCACACAGCCUCGCGUCCUGCGUCAGCACGGCGCUCUCUAAAAUCGACACGUUGUUUCGGGCUGUCUCGCACGACCUUCACCAGCUGACGCAGCGCACCGAAAGCGCCGUGGUAUCCUCGACCUCCGAGCGCGAGAUCUUCUACCUACUGGAGCGCAUGGAAGAUGACGUGGGGGUGCGGCGUCUCCGUCGCCGACGUAAGGCGCAGGUCAUCCUGAACAGGAUGCGUGCCGAGCUGGAGAUGAUUCCCAUGAAGGUGGGCAACCAUCUGUUCGAUGACAUGAAGCGCGGCGUAUUUGCCCUGGACGUCGCCUGCGACUAUCACCCUGGAGACUCGGUCGCUGAGGCCCACGAAACUACCUGGCCCCAUCAUUUCAUCGGCCAGCCUGUCGGUUACGUUGAGCUUUCGCCUUACCUGUACCAGCAGUCUCAGCAGUCUGGGGCGUCGGCGGCUUCGGGAGCGUUCAUGCCCUUGGGGUCGUAUACGGCGAAUAACACCUCUCUGGGCUCUUUGGAUAUCGAUGGUGAUGGGUGGACUGGUCGUCCGACUCGGAGAUAUGAUCCGUGGUGA
Molecule: messenger RNA, 939 nt
Organism: Aspergillus affinis
Lineage: Eukaryota; Fungi; Ascomycota; Eurotiomycetes; Eurotiales; Aspergillaceae
Exons: 1
Coding region: 1-939 (312 amino acids)
Source: RefSeq, a predicted model, not a curated record